This is a messenger RNA of Panthera uncia (snow leopard), 3678 nucleotides long. It is a transcript of the gene IRF1, whose product is annotated as interferon regulatory factor 1. The coding region runs from base 273 to 1241 and encodes 322 amino acids. Gene Ontology annotation, molecular function: DNA-binding transcription factor activity, RNA polymerase II-specific; RNA polymerase II cis-regulatory region sequence-specific DNA binding. The record is from RefSeq and is a predicted model, not a curated record. Gene Ontology annotation, biological process: regulation of transcription by RNA polymerase II; immune system process. Gene Ontology annotation, cellular component: nucleus. The transcript has 10 exons. Lineage: Eukaryota; Metazoa; Chordata; Mammalia; Carnivora; Felidae.
UAAGUGUUUAGAUUUCUCGCCGGCGCCGCUGCCCCGGCAGAGCGCGCCACUCCUUCGUCGAGGCAGGACGUGCGUCCAAGCCCGACCGAGCAGAGGCCAGUGGGAGCAGUGCCAAGCCAAAGCCAGCCGAGCCCAACGGCCCCUCGACCCGGGCAUCCUCUGCCUUCCCGCCGCUCCCCUCCGGAAUUGCGCUCCCCGCGCCGGCACAGCUGCCCCAGCCGCGCCGGGACCUUCGGGCGCCGCUGCUGGAUCGCGCCCGUUGCAGAGCCAACAUGCCCAUCACUCGGAUGCGCAUGAGACCCUGGCUAGAGAUGCAGAUUAAUUCCAACCAAAUCCCAGGGCUGAUCUGGAUUAAUAAAGAGGAGAUGAUCUUCCAGAUUCCAUGGAAGCAUGCUGCCAAGCAUGGCUGGGACAUCAACAAAGAUGCCUGUCUGUUCCGAAGCUGGGCCAUUCACACAGGCCGAUACAAAGCAGGGGAAAAGGAGCCGGAUCCCAAGACAUGGAAGGCUAACUUUCGCUGUGCCAUGAACUCCCUGCCAGACAUUGAGGAAGUGAAGGACCAGAGCAGGAACAAAGGCAGCUCAGCUGUGCGGGUGUACCGGAUGCUUCCACCCCUCACCAAGAACCAGAGGAAAGAGAGAAAGUCCAAGUCCAGCCGAGAUGCUAAGACCAAGGCCAAGAGGAAGUCAUGUGGUGACUCCAGUCCUGAUACCUUCUCCGAUGGACUCAGCAGCUCCACCCUGCCUGAUGACCACAGCAGCUACACAGCUCAGGGCUACAUUGGGCAGGACUUAGAGGUUGAGCGGGCCCUUACUCCAGCCCUGUCACCGUGUACCGUUAGUAGCACUCUCCCUGAAUGGCACAUCCCAGUGGAUAUUGUGCCAGACAGCACCAGUGACCUGUACAACUUCCAGGUGUCACCUAUGCCCUCCACCUCUGAAGCCACAACAGAUGAGGACGAGGAAGGGAAAUUAACUGAGGACAUCAUGAAGCUCUUGGAGCAGACAGGAUGGCAGCCGACAAAUGUGGAUGGGAAGGGGUACCUGCUCAAUGAACCCGGGGCCCAGCCCCCGUCUUUCUAUGGAGAUUUCAGCUGCAAGGAGGAGCCAGAAGUUGACCGCCCUGGGGGGUUUAUUGGGCUGAUAGCUUCCGAUCUGAAGAACAUGGACAACAGCUGGCUGGACAGCCUGUUGACCCCAGUCAGGCUGCCCUCCAUCCAGGCCAUUCCUUGUGCACCGUAGCUGGGCCCCGGUCCCCUCUUACUCCCCUGAGCAAGCAGGACCUGUCAUCAUGGUAGCUGUGAUGCAAAGAAACAGGACUCCUAUGGGCUCCUUGACAUGGCAAAGUAUGACCCCAUUGCUGAGCAGGGAUGGGGCCUCCCUCCUUGGGACAGUGGCCUCUUGGGGUCUGGCAGGCCGGGAUCUGGGCUCAUCUUGUGGGAUAAAGCUGGCCCUGUCUCCUGGGAAGAUGGGGUUCUGAGAUUGAUGUGUCAGGUGGAGGUCUCAGCUAGGAGUCAGCCUCCAGCUUUUCCCCCUAAGCCCAGCUGCCUGGAGAAGGUUCUGCUGUCACUGAGGUGGCCCGAGGGAACAGACCAACGACCUCAGAAAAGCACAGCACCAAUCCCAGGGCUGGCUCUGCACUAAGAGACAAUUGCACUAAGUGAAUCCUAUUCCCAAAGAACCCCCUCCCUUCCCAGCUGAGCCCUGGGGACUGUUCCAAAGCCAGUGAAAUGUGAAGGAAAAUGGGGCCCUGCAGGACAGUGCUCCCUCAGCCUCAGAGGAGCUCCACCCUGCUCAGGCUGAGGGGCUUGGGACAAAACUCGGCACUUUUUCUUGUGGACCUUGCCACGUUUCUGAUCAGAGGUGUACACUAACGUUUCCCCCAAGCUCUCAGCCUUUGUUUAUUUAUAUAGUGCCUUGCCCUGUGCCCACCUGCCCCCUCAGGCGGGCCCCAGCAGCCCUCAGCAGGCCCUGGGAGGGAAGUGUGAGUAUCUUGGUGUGAUUUUUAAAAUUGGAAACGCCUUGUAAUCACUAAGUCAUGUGUGACCACAUAUGUACAUGUAUGUAAAUAUGUACAUUUGUCUUUUUAUAAAAAGUUCAUUGUUUAUAAGAGGUGUGGCCUUUUAUUUAGAUAUAAAUUGCAAAUCAUUUUACUUUUUGUAGAGAUAUUGUGAUGGACUCAUUCUUGGCAUCCUGCCUGAACUUGACUUAGGGGUGAGCAGUGACAUACACCAAUGCAAAAUCCUUUCAGUUAUGUUCACAAAGAAGAUGACAGGAAGAGGGGACAGUCAUGGCAAAGGGACAUGCUCAUAUAAAUACAUUCACUUGCCCUUGGCUUUAUUGCCGGGCUGUGAGUUACUGGGGCUCCAAGGCCUGGGGAGUGUUAGGUUUUGAGUUCUGAGUAAUGUGCCAUAUAGUAUAUGUCCUGGUAAACUCAAAUGCAAGUGUACUCAGAUGCUACUUCAGAAAGUUAACAGUUGGUAGGUAUAGAACAGUCAUGGACAGUCACAACAGACCCCAGCCCAGAACAGGAUACCAAGGCCUGUUGUACUGGGCACUACCUGUCUAGUUUCUGCAGUGAUGAAAAUGUUCUCUCCCUGUACUGUCCGAUAUAGUAGGCAGUGGCAAAGUCACAUGUGCCAACUGAGCAAUGUGGCCAGUGCGAUGAAGGAACUGAAUUUUUUUUUUUUUAAUUUUUUUUUUUUUAACGUUUAUUUUAUUUUUGAGACAGAGAGAGACAAAGCAUGAAUGGGGGAGGGUCAGAGAGAGGGAGACACAGAAUCGGAAACAGGCUCCAGGCUCUGAGCGGUCAGCACAGAGCCCGACGCGGGGCUCGAACUCACAGACCGCGAGAUCAUGACCUGGGCCGAAGUUGGCCGCUUAACCGACUGAGCCACCCAGGCGCCCCGGAACUGAAUUUUGAAUUAGUUAAAACGUAAGUAGCCACAUGUGGUUAGUGGCGACCUUAUUGGACAGUACAGACAGUACAGAUUAUUGUAUUGGACAGAACAGAUACUGGAUUGGGGGCAGAUCUGAGAGGGAGAGGCUGGAGUGGCUGGAGGACACUAGGGAUGUACUUGGGGCCACUUACCUGCCAAUUCAAGAGUAUUUUACUAUUUUGAUGGCCAACAAUAACUAUCAGUGCUGAAUACCAGCUGUGCAGUGUAUUGUAAAACAGGUCGAUGCACAAAUGUGUUAGGAAGAGCUUGGAUGACUACAUGGAACACUUUUCCUUUCUCCAUGUCUCUUCAAGGUUCUGGCUGAGCUUAUGCACACAAAAUCUCUAUAAGGAGUAUAUAUGAUCAGAACAAUGUUUCUGAAAACCAUGGGUUGAGAACUACUGCCAUAUGGCAAUGCCUCCUUCAAAUAAGGCCCAAGUCAAAGGAAUGUCUGAAGGUGAAAGGUCUGGAUUUGGGCUUUUCUCAUCACCACGCCCCCUCCAACCAGUCCCUGCCCUGGGGGAUAAGCAGUACCUAGCAGUAAGGCUGGCCAAGGGAAACUAGCUGGUACCACUAUCAACAUCUAGGGAGUGAGGCCAUGGCAGUAAGGGGGUUGCUCAGGGAAACCAAGCCCUGUGGACACUUCUCCAUACUCUUAGUCCCAGAAAUUGCUUGGAUUUAGAUCCCCUCCCUGGGACCAGCCCUCUGGAAGGAGUGUAACAGGCCCUUGGUAGAGGAGG